AUGGGAAACCGUAGAAUUUGUGAUAUAAAGGAUGUCAGUACUGCUGUUGGUGUUCCAUCACUUCAAGUUAUUGAGAUACAUAUAGGUCAACUCUCCCUGCGUCUCAAUUCUAGUGAGAGUUUGCCCUCUCCCCCUCAAGGCAAUUCGCAGACCGGUAGAUCUGGGGUGAUACUUGCUGUCGGCACCCCCUCCAUUCUACGAGAGUCAUGCCAGGCAGACAAGUCCUGUACAUAUGUCGUUGUCGUUGCCUAG
Messenger RNA from Morchella importuna, 252 nucleotides. RefSeq lists its product as uncharacterized. The coding region runs from base 1 to 252 and encodes 83 amino acids. Lineage: Eukaryota; Fungi; Ascomycota; Pezizomycetes; Pezizales; Morchellaceae. The transcript is spliced from 4 exons. The record is from RefSeq and is a predicted model, not a curated record.